AUGGAUACAUCACCGGCACAAACACCAACGAGUACUACCGAUAUUCAACAUCAACCAAUAUUAUCACUGCCAACACUAUCAAAUACUAUUAUCCCUAUUCAAACUCCUAAAAAAACGACACCUGAUUUUCAAUUUUAUCAUGAUAAAUUUAUUCAAACAUUUGAAAAAUGGCAAGACUUUGAACAAAUUAAAUUUGUUGAAACGUUACUUAAACAUAUGUCACAUUACCAGCAUGGACAAGUCAAUUCCUAUCUAUUACCAAUGUUACAACGUGAUUUUGUUGGACAACUAGCAGCUCGAGGCCUUGAACAUAUUGCCGAAAAAAUUUUAACCUAUUUAGAUGACACUUCAUUAUCAGCAACCGAAUUAGUGUGUCGAGAAUGGUAUCAUGUUGUUUCAGAAGGUAUGUUAUGGAAAAAAUUAGUUGAACGAAAAGUUCAAAGUGAUUCAUUGUGGCGUGGUUUAUCGGAGCGUCGUGGUUGGUCACGUUACUUAUUUCGUCAAAUAUUACAAAACGGUGAACAACAAAAAGCACAUGAAUUUUAUCGUCAUUUAUACCCACAAAUAUGUAAAGAUAUUGAACAGAUUGAAACAAAUUGGCGUACUGGAAAUUUCACAUUACAUAAAAUUCAAUGUCGAUCACAAAAUAGUAAAGGUGUCUAUUGUUUACAGUAUGAUGAUGAAAAAAUUGUUAGUGGACUAAGAGAUAAUACAAUAAAGAUAUGGGAUCGUAAAACAUCAGAAUGUACAAAAGUUUUAACUGGACACAAUGGUAGUGUAUUGUGUUUACAAUAUGAUGAAAAAGUUAUUAUCACAGGUUCAAGUGAUUCAACAAUACGUGUAUGGAAUGUGAAAACGGGUGAACUAUUAAAUACAUUAUUACAUCAUUGCGAAGCUGUUUUACAUUUACGAUUUACGGAUGGAACAAUGGUAACAUGUUCAAAGGAUCGAAGUAUAGCCGUUUGGGAGAUGGUAUCACCCACCGAUAUCACCAUUCGUCGAGUUCUCGUUGGACAUCGAGCAGCUGUGAAUGUUGUCGAUUUUGAUGAUAAAUAUAUUGUUAGUGCAAGUGGAGAUCGAACAAUCAAAGUGUGGGAUACAACAUCGUGUGAAUUUGUUCGAACGUUAUUGGGUCAUAAACGUGGUAUAGCUUGCCUGCAAUAUCGUGAUAAGAUUGUUGUAAGCGGUAGUUCAGAUAAUCAUAUUCGUAUAUGGGAUAUUGAAUGUGGUGCAUGUCUACGAAUAUUAGAAGGCCAUGAUGAGUUAGUGCGUUGUAUUCGAUUUGAUUCAAAGCGUAUUGUCAGUGGAGCAUACGAUGGUAAAAUAAAAGUAUGGGAUUUACAGCAAGCACUCGAUCCACGAUCACCAACACAAUCUCUAUGUAUUCGAACAUUAACCGAGCAUACCGGUCGUGUGUUUCGUUUACAAUUUGAUGAAUUUCAGAUAGUGAGCAGUUCACAUGAUGACAGUAUAUUGCAAUUUAAUUUUUUAACAACAAACAACAAUAAUAAUGAUCAACAAAAUUAG
Didymodactylos carnosus is the source of this 1527-nucleotide messenger RNA. NCBI's taxonomy places the organism in Eukaryota, Metazoa, Rotifera, Eurotatoria, Philodinida, Philodinidae. The record is from the annotation of a GenBank genome assembly.